UGAGUAUCACAAUGGAACCCUAGACAGUGAAGACUAUAAAUACGGCCAUCUAAACACUGAAAUGUUGUUUCAUUUCUGAGCUCUGCGAUUUGCUUUUAUCUUUGAGCUAGGGUUUCUAAUCGCCGCCUUCACAAGUUUUAUAUUAGGUAUUCAUAAUGGGUAAGGAAAAGAUUCAUAUCAGUAUUGUGGUCAUUGGACAUGUCGAUUCUGGAAAAUCGACCACCACUGGACAUCUCAUCUACAAGCUUGGAGGUAUUGACAAGCGUGUGAUUGAGAGAUUUGAGAAGGAGGCUGCUGAGAUGAACAAGAGGUCAUUCAAGUAUGCUUGGGUGCUCGACAAGCUCAAGGCUGAGCGUGAGCGUGGUAUCACUAUUGAUAUUGCCUUGUGGAAAUUUGAGACCACCAAGUACUACUGCACUGUCAUUGAUGCUCCUGGACAUCGUGAUUUCAUUAAGAACAUGAUUACUGGUACCUCACAGGCUGACUGUGCUGUUCUGAUUAUUGAUUCCACCACUGGUGGUUUUGAAGCCGGUAUUUCCAAGGAUGGGCAGACCCGUGAGCAUGCUCUUCUUGCUUUUACUCUUGGUGUCAAGCAAAUGAUUUGCUGCUGUAACAAGAUGGAUGCUACCACUCCCAAGUACUCCAAGGGAAGGUACGAAGAAAUUGUCAAGGAAGUCUCCUCUUACCUCAAGAAAGUUGGGUAUAACCCUGACAAAAUUCCUUUUGUGCCCAUCUCCGGGUUCGAAGGUGACAACAUGAUUGAGAGGUCUACCAACCUUGACUGGUACAAGGGUCCAACUCUCCUAGAUGCUCUUGACAUGAUCAAUGAGCCAAAGAGGCCCUCAGACAAGCCUCUCCGUCUCCCACUUCAGGAUGUUUACAAGAUUGGAGGUAUUGGAACUGUGCCGGUGGGUCGUGUGGAAACUGGUGUUAUCAAGCCUGGUGUGGUUGUUACCUUUGGACCUACUGGAUUGACAACUGAGGUUAAGUCGGUUGAGAUGCAUCAUGAGUCUCUAUUGGAGGCCCUACCCGGUGACAAUGUCGGUUUCAAUGUGAAGAAUGUUGCUGUGAAGGAUCUUAAGAGAGGUUUCGUUGCAUCAAACUCUAAGGAUGAUCCCGCAAAGGAGGCUGCCAACUUCACAUCUCAGGUUAUUAUCAUGAACCACCCGGGUCAGAUUGGAAAUGGAUAUGCUCCAGUUCUGGAUUGCCACACCUCCCACAUCGCUGUUAAGUUUUCAGAGAUUUUGACCAAGAUUGAUCGUCGAUCUGGUAAGGAGAUCGAGAAGGAGCCCAAGUUUUUGAAGAAUGGUGAUGCCGGUAUGGUUAAGAUGAUUCCAACCAAACCCAUGGUGGUGGAGACAUUCGCAGAGUACCCUCCAUUGGGUCGUUUUGCUGUUAGGGACAUGCGACAAACUGUUGCAGUGGGUGUUAUCAAGAGUGUUGAGAAGAAGGAUCCCAGUGGAGCUAAAGUCACCAAAUCUGCAGCCAAGAAGAAGUGAAUUGUGCCAAUCAACAGAUCCAAUUAUUUUGUUGAGAACAUUUUAUGUUACUAUGCUAGGUUUUUGAGAUGCUGUGUUUUUAUUUCUGUUUGGACUUAUCUGUGCCCAUUUUCUAGUUGGAGCUCCCAAUUCUGGGUGCUUGACAGGCGAUGGUAGCAUAGCUGGCUUAUCUGAACUAUUUUUGCUUUCGAGCUUCUUUAAUAUGUGAAACAAUUUUGAGCAGGUUGCUUUUAUGAUUGAUGUUUGCCAUGUUGGACAGUA
Mercurialis annua (annual mercury) is the source of this 1760-nucleotide messenger RNA. Its product is annotated as elongation factor 1-alpha. The coding region runs from base 156 to 1499 and encodes 447 amino acids. Lineage: Eukaryota; Viridiplantae; Streptophyta; Magnoliopsida; Malpighiales; Euphorbiaceae. Gene Ontology annotation, biological process: translation; translational elongation. Gene Ontology annotation, molecular function: GTP binding; GTPase activity; translation elongation factor activity. The transcript is spliced from 3 exons. The record is from RefSeq and is a predicted model, not a curated record.